CUGGAGCGUGCCGGGGGCCCAGGCGCUCCUGCCCUGCCCAGCCAGACACGGGAGUCGGGGCUCCGAGAUCCCUUCUGAAGAUGGGCUUCGAACCCAGACCCUGCGUCCGGCCGCGACUCCUCGGAGGGCCGCUCUCAAGCGACCCCUCUGUCUGGGGGAGGGGAGGGGGCGCUGCCGUGGCCACUGAGGCUCUCCGGCCCGAAGACGGCGUCCACGGCUGGAGGUCAAGGCCCGAGCCCGAGUGGGGUCCCCCCAGGGAGCCCGUGUGGCUAAAAGAGGAGGUGAAAAGCCCAGUCGGGAUCCGGGUCUUCCUGGCAGAUGGAAGGCUGGGGGCCAGGGCCUCCCGGGCCCACACCACGCCUGCAGCCCAGCCCGAGCUUUCAGCCCCUGCCCACAGCAUCCCACAACCCCCUCCUGCCAGCUGCAGACCUCUGACCCGGGGCUGGGGGCCACAUUCGGCACCAGACCCUGUCCCCGGGUAGCCCUGCCAGCCACUGCUGGGACCUUCCUGCAGGAAGCCUUCCCAGCUUACCUCCCCCACAGUUUAGGGGAGGGGGUCUGGGCCUCUGAGCCAGCAGUGGCUAGAGCGCAGAGUGGGGGGAGGCCUCUGCUUCCUCCUGUGGCCCGGCCCCCGGGGGUUCACAAUACGUUUUGUCCCGUCUCGAUCCUGUCCUGGGCCGAGAGCCCGGGGCCCUGGCCAAGCUAAGUUUGGAAGGGGGAAGGGGGGCUGAGGGUCAGGGGGGGUAAAGAAGGGGGCGGGGGCCACACGUCGCUGUCACCAACUUGGCCCCAUCCACACCCCCGGCACAGGCUGCGGCCCAGAGACAAAGACGAGAGACGGAGAACUAGCCCCGUAGCAGACGGGCUAGAGCGGGCGAGAGCCAGAGGGCGAGAGCAGAGACUACAGAAAACAAGAGACGCCCGAUAAGGGGCAGAAGGGGGGGCACAAGAGGCCUAGACUGCCAGAGACACUGAGGAGAGGGCCAGGGCGGUCUCCAGCCUCAGCACCAGGCGAGACCCAGCUCAGCCAACCAAGACAGACAGACAGGGAGGUAGGAGGUUCUCCCCCACCCCCUCUUCCUCUGUCUCUGCCUCUAUCUCUGUCUCUGCCUUGGUCUCUCCCUCUCCCUCUCUCUCCCUCUCUUCUCUCUCUCUCCUUCUCUCUGUGCCUCUCUCCCUUUCUCUUUCUCUGCCUCGGUCUCUCCCCCUCUCUCUCUCACUGCCUCUCUCUGUCCAUCUCUCCCUCUCUGCCUUUCUCUGUCUCUGUCUCUCUGUCUCUGUCCCUCUCUCUGUCUCUCUCUCUCCCUCUCUCCCUCCAUCUCUCUCUCUGUCUCCAUCUCUCCGUCUCUCUUCCUCUCUCUCUCUCUCCCUCCCUCUUUCUUUCUCUCUCUCUCCCUCCCUCUUUCUCUCUCUCUCUCUCCCUCUCUCCCUUCAUCUCUCUCUGUCUCCGUCUCUCUGUCUCUCUCUCUCUCUGUCUCUCCCUCCAUCUCUCUCUCUCUCUCCCUCCCUCUUUCUCUCUCUCUCUCUCCCUCUCUCCCUCCAUCUCUCUCUCUCUCUCUGUCUUUCUCUGCCUCUGUCUCUCUGUCUCUCUCUGUCUCUCUCUCUCUGUCUCCGUCUCUGUCUCUCUGUCUGUCUCGCACCCCCCCAAAGUGAGAAAGGCCAGACUGACAGAGCAAGGACAAAAGCCCCAAAGGAAAGUUGGGGACACCUAGAGAACAUACAGAGACCAAGGGAGGAGAGAAACUGAGAGACAAGCCGAGACCAGGGCCAAGAGAGAAAGCAGAGCUCUCUGCAGGGACACCAAGGGGAGUACAAAGUUUUUCUGCGUCAGGACAGAUUGGAGUGACGGCCAGAGGUGGGGCUUUGUGCAAACCAGGGCUGCUGGAAAGGGGCUACAAGACGACCUUGACAUGGAGAUCGGGGACCCAGAGAGCCUUGAGGAUGGGGACUUUGAGGACACAGCCUCGGCCCUUCAGAGUCUCAUGGACUUCACGGCCGGCAUGGUGACACCCGUCAGGACCCUGAGAUCCCGCUAUCGGCUGGUCCGGGAGCUGGGUGCUGGCACCUAUGGCCGUGUCCUCCUGGCCCGGCCCCGUCGAGGGGGUCCUCCCGUCGCCCUGAAGCUGCUCCCACGGGCCCGUGCGUCCUGGCCCACUUUCCUCCGGGAGUUCUGUGUGGGGCGCUGUGUCUCCUGCCACUCGGGCCUGCUCAGCACCCUGGCGCCACCACUCCAGAGCCCCCACCACUACGCCUUUGCCCAGGAGUACGCGCCCUGUGGGGACCUCAGCGGGAUGCUGGAAGACAGGGGUCUCCCAGAGCCUCGGCUGAAGCGCGUCGGGGUCCAGCUGGCCAGAGCCCUGGACUUCCUGCACGCCCGGGGCCUGGUCCACGCCGACGUCAAGCCUGACAACGUCCUGGUCUUUGACAGAGCCUGCCGUCGGGUCGCCCUGGCAGACUUUGGGCUGACCCGGCCAGAGGGCUCUCCGGCCCCUGCCCCGCCAGGCCCCCUGCCCUCGGCCCCCCCGGAACUCUGCCUCCUGCGGCCCCCCGACACCCUGGCCCUGCGGCCCGAGCUGGACUCCUGGGGCCUGGGCGUCCUCCUCUUCUGUGCCGCCACGGCCCACUUCCCCUGGUCUGUGGCCCUCGCUCCUGACCCCGGGUUCGAGGCCUUUGCCAUCUGGCAGACAGCCUGCCCCCAGCCAGCCCUGCCACCGGCCCCCUGGGACCAAUUCUCUCCAGCUGCCCAGGCCUUCCUCAGGGGGCUGCUGGCCCUGGAGCCCGAGGAGAGGAGCCGCCCCACAGCUGUCCUGGACUGGGCCGGGGAGGCCUGGCUGGGGGGGGGACCCUGGCCAGAGGUAGAGGAGGAGGAGGAGGAGGAGUUGCAGGAGGACAGCGAGGGAGGAGGGAAGGAGGAAGGGGCCGGAGGGGAAGAGGAGGCCAGCUUGGAUGAGGCCGAGCAGGAGGAGGAAGCGGAGCAGGAGGAGGAGGGCGCUCGUCGGGCCAGCCCGGGGACUCCCUGACCAGGUGGCAGGGCAGGUGGUCUGGACUGCGGCCAAGUCUCCCCUCCGUACCCCAGCCCGGCGGGGGCCACCUGGACUGGAGAGACAGCUGGCGGGGGGAGGGGGUGAAAGGUGAGCCCUCUCACCUCCUCCCCAGGCUGGGACCCAGGUGGCGGCUGCGGGGACACCCUGGGGAGAGCGCCUGGGACCUCUGCCGGCCGGCUCCCAGCCCAGCGGGAUUGGGGACACCUGGGCCCCCCCUCCCUGGGCCUUCCGGGGACUGUGGAGGGGGGAAGUGACUGCCCCAAGGUCACAUGGGUAAUAAAGGGAAGGAUCUGACUGAG
Messenger RNA from Monodelphis domestica (gray short-tailed opossum), 3343 nucleotides. The record is from RefSeq and is a predicted model, not a curated record. Lineage: Eukaryota; Metazoa; Chordata; Mammalia; Didelphimorphia; Didelphidae.